Molecule: messenger RNA, 435 nt
Organism: Talaromyces rugulosus
Lineage: Eukaryota; Fungi; Ascomycota; Eurotiomycetes; Eurotiales; Trichocomaceae
Exons: 4
Coding region: 1-435 (144 amino acids)
Source: RefSeq, a predicted model, not a curated record
AUGUCUUCGAUUGCUGCCUUCACAGCUCGUCGGGCUUUUGCCCGUCAGUCCUUUGCUGCGCGCGCCCCUCUUCGCCGUUAUGCCACCAAGACCGAGGAAGCCGGCCUGGACAAGGGCCCAAAGCGCGACCCUGAGCUCUACGUUCUACUCGGUGUUAUGUCUGGUGCUUUCUUGCUUGCCGGAUGGUACUUUGGUCGCAAGCCUACCUCGGUGACCUCGGAAAGCAACGUCCGCAUCAACGACUCGGCCAUGCCCUGGGAGGGCGAGGGUGAGGGCAAGGCCUUCAAGUACCAGUACCACCCUCACGGUGACAAGAGCCAGCCUCUUCGCAACGCUCCUAGCGCUCUCAACACUGUCAUCGUUCCCGACGUGACCUUGCCUGUUGACCUUCACGAGCGAUUCAACAAGUAUGGUAAGGAGGAAUACGACUACUAG